Striga hermonthica is the source of this 381-nucleotide messenger RNA. The record is from the annotation of a GenBank genome assembly. Lineage: Eukaryota; Viridiplantae; Streptophyta; Magnoliopsida; Lamiales; Orobanchaceae.
AUGAGGUUCAUCACAAGAGAGAUGCCAUGGAAAUUUCAUAUUCAGAUACUUUUUGAAAAGGAAGAUAAGCUACUCAGCGUGCGAGACAAAUGCGUUAGUGAGGCCCCAACACCUACAACAGAUUGCUCAAAGAGAUGGACAAGAUCCCCUAGAGGACAAUCAUGGACAGCUAAGUGGCCAAAGUUGAUAAUUCCUACUUUGAGAUGUUGUUCUGUUCGAGGAUCCUUAACUCAAGAGAAAUAUGUUGUCGAUCAGGAUGCAUUUCUCAAGGAUGAUGUUGAAGCUCAUGCUAAGCUUAUCAAUCUUGGAGCUAAAUUUGACACGCCUAAAGUACUCAUUCUGUUAAAUGAUACAUGCCUAACCUGCUCCUCAGCAUUAUGA